Nematolebias whitei (Rio pearlfish) is the source of this 1371-nucleotide messenger RNA. RefSeq names its product C2 calcium dependent domain containing 4A (gene c2cd4a). The transcript has a single exon. The record is from RefSeq and is a predicted model, not a curated record. NCBI's taxonomy places the organism in Eukaryota, Metazoa, Chordata, Actinopteri, Cyprinodontiformes, Rivulidae. The coding region runs from base 28 to 1371 and encodes 447 amino acids.
AAUUUCCUGCCUUCUUCUAAAGGAUCCAUGUGGGUGGUGGAGAAGCUGCGUGUGUCAGUAGAGAAAUCGAACCUGCCUAUCCGAUCAGUAGAACUCAGCUUUAAAAUCGGUGACAUCAUGUUAGGGGACAAAAGUGACAAAUCCAAGUUGAUUUCUCUUUGUCCAAACAUCAUCACUCCUGACAACAUCCCAGAGUUCUGCAUCCCGCCGACGAUUUUAUCCCUGCAGGAGAUGAAGAACACAGAAAAGAAAGGAGCAGCUCGCACCGUCAGGGCGUCUCAGGGUGAGAGGAACAAACUGGAAACAGAAGCAAGGCUUCAUGACGUGUUUAAGCCUCACAUCAUUCAGGUAGAAAGUGUAGAUGAGAGCCCCUGUGAUGGUUGCAGUGAUGAGGAGACUACUAACGCAGAUCCCCAGAGCCAGGCGGCCUUAUCCCUCCCUCACUUGGCCAAAGCUCAGACCAGCUAUGGCUUUUGCACCUUACUUGAGAGCCCCCACACCAGGAGAAAGGAGUCCAUUUUCCAUUCUGAUCUAGGCUCCUCUCCUCUGCUGCUGCCUAGAAGUCGAUCCAGCACGUGCUCUAAACUUACCCACCCUGCCUCGCCUUGCUCCUCUCCGUCUUCGUUCAGCCUCAACAGCCUGACCUCCAGGCUUUCCCCGAGAAGCUACUCUAUGAACUGGCAGGGCCCGUUGGACAGCGACACGUCCUCUACCGAAUCCUCCCCUUUCAGCUCUCCGCUGCUGUCCAGAUGCCCUGCCAAGUCUUCCCUUUUUAAAACACUGAGCCAUGAACUGCUACUGUCAAGGAACAUAAGAAAAGCAAUGGUGUCUAGGAAUAACUCCCUGUCCACAGAUGAGGGCAGCUCCACAGAUAACAGCCCAAACAUCAUAAGGAGGACGUCGGAGGGGAUGACUGAAGGCCUGCCCAGCAGUCAUAGUCUGGCACCACCCAACAUUUUCCCCAUGGACUUAACACUGCACAGAGAGAGGGCAAUGCAGGAAAAAAUGGUGACAAUAGGAAAAGAUGGGAGUCUGAGACUCUCAGCAGAGUACUGUCCAGAUAACCAAAGGCUACGGGUUCGACUGAUCAGUGCUGAGGGCCUGUAUCCUCUCUCUGUGGACCCCAAGAUCAUCAACUGCAGUGUUAGCAUUUCUCUGGUCCCAGGAAAAGUCCAGAAGCAGCGCAGCACAGUAAUAAGAAAGAGCCGCAAUCCAAUAUUCAAUGAAGAUUUCUUCUUUGAUGGUGUCUCGGAGGAAGAGCUCAGCCAAAGAUCGCUCCGGUUUAAAGUAGUGAACAAAAUGUCCACCCUGAAAAGAGACUAUCUCCUUGGAGACUGUGAUGUGCCUCUGUCAAGCAUUGUAACAUUAUAG